AUGAAUCCUGUGCACAGUACCUUGUUGUCUUCAGUGCUUCUUUUCACCCUCAGAAUUCAGGAGCUGGUAGAGGCAUGCAGCUGUGCCCCUGCACAUCCACAGCAGCUAAUCUGUGAUUCUGCGUUAGUGAUUCGUGCAAAAAUAUCCAGUGAAAAGGUGGUUCCUGCCAGUGAUGACCCUCUUGACACUCACAAAAUGAUCCGGUAUGAAAUCAAACAAAUAAAGAUGUUUAAGGGGUUUGAAAAACUGAACGAUGUUCAGUAUGUCUAUACUCCUUUUGAUUCAUCUCUCUGUGGAGUGAAACUAGAAGCUAACAACAAGAAACAAUAUCUCCUCACAGGCCAAAUAUUAAAUGAUGGUAAAGUUCUCAUCCAUUUAUGCAAUUACAUUGAACCGUGGGAUGAUCUAUCCUUGUCUCAAAAGAAGAGUCUUAACCAGAGGUACCAAAUGGGCUGUGGCUGCAAAAUUACUACCUGCUACAUGGUGCCCUGCUCAAUCACUACACCAAACGAGUGUCUCUGGACAGACUGGCUGAUAGAAAGGAAGCUGUAUGGGCACCAGGCCAAGCAUUAUGCCUGUAUCAAGCGAAGCGAUGGCACUUGCAGCUGGUACCGAGGUGGCCCCCCGCCAGAGAAAGUGUUUACUGACAUCAGCGAACCUUAA
Messenger RNA from Emys orbicularis (European pond turtle), 663 nucleotides. RefSeq names its product TIMP metallopeptidase inhibitor 4 (gene TIMP4). The record is from RefSeq and is a predicted model, not a curated record. The transcript has 5 exons. The coding region runs from base 1 to 663 and encodes 220 amino acids. Gene Ontology annotation, molecular function: metalloendopeptidase inhibitor activity; protease binding. Gene Ontology annotation, biological process: negative regulation of endopeptidase activity; response to cytokine; response to hormone. Lineage: Eukaryota; Metazoa; Chordata; Testudines; Emydidae. Gene Ontology annotation, cellular component: extracellular matrix.